UUACGUACUACGCACUUCCUGUUCCCGACCGAGGUCCCCUUCUUCUUCUUCUCGCUCGCGCCGUGAAGUGGAUGUUUUGGUGAAAAAUAGGCUGUCGAAAAGAAAUGUAAACACGACUAAAACAUGACAUUUCGACCGAGUGGAACCUAAAGCGGCGUGGCAGGGGAGCGAGGGGCGCCUUCUGCAAAGGUUUCGGCUCAUCUUCGUCGUACUCCGCAUGUCCGCUUUCUUCGUAGAUGGUCUCCGGCGAGCGGUGUCUGGCAGCGGACGACGAAUUCUUGGCGAAUAACAUGAAGGAGAUGAUUGGAGGCUGCUGCGUUUGCUCCGACGAGAGAGGCUGGGCAGAAAACCCGCUGGUAUACUGCGAUGGACACGGUUGCAACGUCGCCGUGCACCAAGCCUGCUAUGGCAUCGUGCAGGUGCCCACUGGUCCAUGGUUCUGCAGAAAGUGUGAAUCUCAGGAGAGAGCAGCACGAGUGAGGUGCGAGUUGUGUCCACACAAAGAUGGAGCCCUCAAGAGGACGGAUAACGGAGGCUGGGCCCAUGUGGUUUGUGCUCUUUACAUACCUGAGGUGGAGUUUGCUAAUGUAUCAACUAUGGAGCCCAUAGUCCUCCAGUCUGUGCCUCAUGAGCGCUACAACAAGACGUGUUACAUCUGCGAGGACCAGGGCAGGGAGAGUAAAGCAGCAACUGGAGCCUGUAUGACCUGCAACAAGCAUGGCUGCAGGCAGGCCUUCCAUGUCACAUGUGCCCAGUUUGCUGGGUUGUUGUGUGAGGAACAGGGAUCGGAUGCAGACAACGUCAAGUACUGUGGAUACUGCAAAUACCACCACAGCAAACUGCGAAGGAGCAGGGGCCGUGGUAGUAGGUCUCAAAGCUUAAGUGACUCUUCCUCUCAGUGUAUGGAUAGACCCCCAGACAAGGACAAGAAGAAACACAAGGAGCGGGACAGGCAUAAACCCAAACACAAGAAAACGUCUAUGGACCUGUCGCCUUCCCUUGUACUUCCAAACAUCAUGGUCCCAGACAAGAGUUACAACAGCAGCAGUUCUGGGGGAGGGGUCACCUCUCUGCCCGCAUCCUCGCAGAAGCGGUUGGAUGACAGCACUGCCCGUUUCACCAACGCCAACUUCCAGGAAGUGCCGUCGGCUCACUCUGGCGGCAACUCCAAGGAUGGCGCGUCAGCAGACGGGGGGAAGGUGGGGUCGGAGGCAAAGAACAAGAAGAACAGCGGUGGAAGUCAUGCGGUGGGACCGAGGGGCGGCCGCAAGUCUCUCACCUCCUCAGGGAAACCCCUCCCCUCUGCUGUGGUCACCAUGACAACCUCCUCCACAUCUGCCUCCGCCUCCACCGGGCCGUUCCAUCAAGGCCUGCUGUUGACCAGCGCCAGCAAGACACCCUCUGCUGCUUCCUCCUCUGACUUCCUGAGUUUCACCGAUUCAUCGUUACGUCCAGGGGGCGGGACCACCUUCUCCUCCCCGCCGUCGUUCAGUAGCUGCCUUGUGAAGCCGGGGUCAGAGGGCGGAGCUUCAGAGGGAACCACUACACUCUUCAGCUCUCUCAUGUCCGCCACGGCGGCAUCUGGAGUGGGCGGAAAACUCUAUGAGAAUUCCCACAGUCACACAGCCGGCGAGACGACAAGCCUGAGUGGAGCCGCUGGCUACAAACGACCCCAGCCUUCCACUGCGGGUCCAGGAGUGGGAGGAGGAGGAGCAGGAGGAGGAGAAGACGGGGUAAAGAAGAAGAAGAAGGGCAACUGGCGAAACAGAUACACGCCCUGCUUCACUUCAGAUGUGAAGCCGCUGGAGCCGGCACCCUCCCUAACCGUUCCCACCUCUUCCACCGCCAGCACCUCCUCCUCCACUGCCUCCCCCUCCUCAUCAUCAUCAUCCUCAGCACUCUCAGGCCGACCAGGCUCGGUCUCCAGCAGUGGAGGAGUAGGAGGAGGAGCAGAGCGGGGCCUGGGGGUCAUAGGUGUCAGUGGUGGGAUUCAGAAGUCCCCGUCACUUCUCAGGAAUGGGAGUCUGCAAAGCCACAGCAGCUCCACAACCACUGGGACAGGUGUUUUCUCUGGUGCAGAUGGGUUGUCGUCGGGGGUGGGAUCCGUUGCCAUGGGCGGGUCCACUUCUGAGUUGUCACAGCAACAGCAGCCCACACCCUCCCUAGCCCCUCCCUCCCCUUUCACCGCCACUGCUCCGCUAACCAGCACAGCCUCCACACAUGUGAGCGGUCUGCCAGGCUCCGUCUUCAACCUGGCUCCCUCCCACAUGUUUGGGAACAGACUAAACCCAAACUCAGCCAUGGCAGCGCGCAUUGCCCAGUCUGAGGCUUCACCAGCAGAUCAGGAGGUGGGAGACGGCAGCAGCAGUGUUGGAGCUCAGGGCUUCUCCAUAAGAGCUUCUCCCAAGACCACCCCGCGGUCUCCCAUUGGUGGCCUGCAGAUCCGCUAUGACCCCUCAGGGUCGUUGCCGGGGCCAGGGCUGGGGUUGCUAGGGGCGGGGGGAGGUGGCGGGGAGACACUGCCCCCGGUGGCCACCAGUAUAGAGCAACUCCUGGAGAGGCAGUGGAACGAGGGGCAGAACUUCCUGCUGCAGCAGGGAGCGCAGGGAGAUGUGGUGGGCAUGUUGAAGUCCCUUCACCAGCUGCAGGUGGAGAACAGGAGGCUGGAGGAGCAGAUUAAAACUCUGACUAUGAAGAAAGAGAGACUGCAGCUUCUCAGUGCUCAGCUAUCAGUGCCUUUCACUCCCACCACAGCCUCCUCCGACGUGAAAGGAGCUCAGCUGGGAGCCAGUGACUCCUCCUUACCAAUGGCAGCUCAGGACAGUGCGUCAUGUGGGGGCCGCAGCAGUAGUGGUUCCACCUCCUCUCUCUCCACCCCUCCCUCUGUCUCCCAGAGCCCCCCUCAGCCGCAGCUCAACGGGGUCACGGCCGUGGGAACCACCCCUGCCGGGCUGGGCGGGGUGGCGGGGCUGAUGGGCGCUCUGGGUGGGGGCGCGCUGGGCAUGGGGGGCAUCGUUGGGGCCCUAAACGGGGUGAUCCAGACACCAACAGGCACUCCCAGCCCUCACACUCACACCUCGGCAGCAGCUACUGGUGUCACUCUGCCCAUUAACAACAGCAGCUCAGCAACUGCUAAGAACAGUGCUGCACGGCUCGGCCUUCUGUCUGAGCAGCAGAGACUUCUCCUGCAGCAGCAUCAGCUACAGCAGCUACUGUCUUCACAGCCCUCAGCGGAGCAGCAGCAGGUGUUGCUCUACCAGCUGAUGCAGCAGCAGCAGGACCUCCAGCAGCUGCAGUCCCUCUCCUCCUCCGCCCAGAUUCCCUCCAUCCCGCUGUCCUCCUCUCAGCUGCCCAUCAACAACCUGCUGCCCGGCGCCCACGGCCAGAACCAGGGCCAAGGCGCCAUCACCGCCAACCCCUUCCUGGCGCUGCAGCACACACACCCUCACACAGACACACACGCCUCGGGGGCUCAGAAACCACGGCUGUCCGAGAAGGCCGUGGGCGUCGCGGGGCAGGAGAAGACAUGACAGCAGACGCCUUUCUUUAAACAGAGUUUUUGGGUGAUUGGCCCUUCAGGUCAUCUUUCCCAUUAGGUGAUGAGACCCCAGAUGCCAAAAUCAUCCUCAUGUUCCCCGUCGGUCAGUCAGUGUGGCACUCCAUGCUAACCUUUUAGCGUACAUUAUGUUGAGUGAUGGUGGGAGCAUUGUCCACAGUAAGAACAUACUGUUAGUGUUUUACAUCACAUAGCCUUUAGGGUCAGAAAUUUAAAAAAAGGAAAUAUUAUUAAUUCAGUGUAGCUGUUGCAGCCAGGCUUAUUCUUAUUCGUAGUUCAGACAAAUGUCCACAUGUUGGUCUGCUGUGCAUUGAUUUUUAGCUGCACACAGUCUCAUCGCCCACCAUGUUCAGUUUAUGUGGAGACAGAAACAAAUGUGUUAAUUUUACCUCUCAUCACAUACACAAAGUACCAAUUUAUUUACUAUUUAGCUUUAAAUUUUUUCUCAUUUUUUUAUGAUCAUCAUUAUGUUACUCAUCUUCACCCAAUACAAUGUGUGCUAAAGUGCUCUAGCAUGUACUACCAGAGCAAAUGAUCUAUUGGGGACUUAGGGGUGAUUUUGGUGUUUCUAUUCUUAUCUUUUUACAAAUUGACCAAAAGGCCAGUCUCCCCAAAACUGUAUUCUUUAAUUUUUUUUUCUUUUUUCUGUUUAUUCCUCUCAUCUUUCUACUUCUUGCACCCAUGUUUCCUUUUUUGUCUUAUGUUCUCACUCUGUCCUCUCUUUCUCUUCUUUAUUCUACAACUCUCCAUCUCUCACUUUUUCUCAUUGCUUCGUCACUCCCCAUGCUCACAUCGCUCUCUGUCUGGUCUCUAUGCUACUUUACUCUCUCAGGGGCCUCUGCUAACCAGUCGUGCACUCAGCACACAAGCUAGCACACAUAACUACAACCGUAAUAAAUAAAAAUAAGGAAUAAAUAAAUAGAUAAAUACUACUAUCCCCUACAAGACUCACCAGUAGCAGAUGUAGGUUGACAUCUGUCUGUUGUAAGUUUGGAGGGGAAUAAUAGGCGUGAGGCUUGUGAAAUGAUCCCAUGUGCUUGUACUGUUACCUCUCCCCGUGUCUCUGUUCAUGCUGUUUGUGUAAAACCAUUAACUGUCAGUGAGCCAAGCCUCGUAUGGUCACCGCAGAAGCCUUGCUUUGACUGUCUCUUCUCUGGGCCAGAUACAGGGGGCUCAUUCAGUGAAGGGAAGUGUAAAAAAAAUGAAUGUUCAGAGGGAUGCUUUGUUCCACACAGCACAGAAUCACGAAGAAGAAGAAAUUAUGCAGAAACAGAGCCGCUGGUUCUCACCCCGCAGCUCUGUGCAAACGGCGUUGCAUUGCAUUUUCCUGAUUGAGCCCCCUGCUGCACCUACCUCUCAUGCAGGACCAGCCUAUCAGGACCUAAGGGCCGCCAGAAGCGGCCAAUAAAAAUCCCACAACAGUCAGGACUGGCCAAUCAGGGUCAAACCCAAGUGCCUGAGGCCAAGGGGGGAAGGCGGGAUUUAUUUUCCUUUUACCUGUGUCCCUGUCAGUCAGCCCGUUCUCAACGCUACUGGUAGUUAAGCUGCGUUGCUAAGGCAACAGAUCACAGAACACUUGUGCACGUCAGACCAGACGUGCCCUUCCUUUAAUAAAACCAGGAAAUACUAUUCUGCUGCAUUCUCUAAUAUCAAAGCCAACUUUGUAUUGUGCUUUUUAUUUAUUUGGAGAUUGUUUGUGUAAUGAACGUAAGAUGCUAUAUUUUAAAAGCCCACUGGUGUUGCAAUAUAACAUCGUUUUAUACUACUACUGUAUAAAGUUUUUUUGUUUUGUUUUUUGUUUUUUUUUGUUUUGUUUUGUUUUUUUUGUUUGUUUGUUUUUCUUCCCAUACAGUUGAAUCUUACUGUAAACUUUUUUGAUGACUUAAAAGCGAUGUCAUGUAUUUGAAAGCUAGAAACUACUUGAGAGUUGGCUGAUGGGUUAGUGUGGCUGUACAUAGCUGUUUGUUUGUGGGGGGGCAGGGGGGUUGGGGGAGGUGGAGGGUGGUCAGUGGCACAGUUUUUACCUCGUUAAGUGUAUAUAGAUCUUUCUCAUUGGCCGUUGGUGUAUAUAAGUGAUUGUGAUUGGCCGUGCUGGUGUGAAGGAUAGCCAAUGAAGCCUCAGUUUGUGCGUGUGAAUCUUAGGACCAGAUAAAUAGGUUGACGGUGACUGGACACAUAAAGUAUUAAUUUAUUUUUAUAUGUGCAGGGACAUUGUGUUUCUUUUUUAAGUUUUGCACCAUUUUUCUUGAUAAAAAGUCAUUUUAUACUCUGGGCACCGUGUUUUCAUCUGUGCACACGUUUGGAUCAGUUUUGUACAAUUGGAAAAUGAAGGGGGGAAUGGGUUCUUGACAUUGUAUUUCAAAACACCAAAAUAAACAAACGCUCUGGAUAAAGUAA
Myripristis murdjan (pinecone soldierfish) is the source of this 5953-nucleotide messenger RNA. It is a transcript of the gene mllt10, whose product is annotated as MLLT10 histone lysine methyltransferase DOT1L cofactor. Gene Ontology annotation, biological process: regulation of transcription by RNA polymerase II. Gene Ontology annotation, molecular function: nucleosome binding; histone binding. The transcript is spliced from 21 exons. Gene Ontology annotation, cellular component: nucleus. The record is from RefSeq and is a predicted model, not a curated record. The coding region runs from base 237 to 3530 and encodes 1097 amino acids. NCBI's taxonomy places the organism in Eukaryota, Metazoa, Chordata, Actinopteri, Holocentriformes, Holocentridae.